AUGGUUAGUUGUUCAUUGUUCCUUGUUGCUUCUGUGGCAACAACUAUUAUGGCACUUUGUAUUGUCCUUGCCAAUUGUCAUGAAGAAACCAAUACUAGAAAUAUGACUCUUGAAGCUCAGCUUCAGAACAAGAGAACUGUGUCAUCCGCCAUGGAUGGAGGUGGAGGUGGAGGUGGAGGUGGUGGGGGGUAUGGAUGGGGCUGGGGCAGUGGAGGUGGAGGUGGAGGUGGAGGAGGUGGUGGUGGGGGUGGUGGUGGUGGUGGUGGAGGUGGUGGUAGCAAGGGUAGUGGAAGUGGAAACAAUGGUCAUGGUGGUGGCAAGGGUAAUGGAAAUGGAGGUAAUGGUACUGGUGGAGGAAGCGGAGGCAAUGGUAGUGGAAGUGGCAAAGGUGGAGGUGGUGGAAAUAGUGGAGGACCUGGAGGUAAAGGUGGAGGAAGUGGAGGCAAUGGUAGUGGGAAUGGUAAUGGUGGAGGUGGUGGAAGUGGGAAUGGUGGUGGCAAAGGUGGAGGAAGUGGAGGCAAUGGAAAUGGGAAUGGCCAUGGGAAAGGAAACGGAGGAAAUAGACGUGGAAGUGGAGGAGGUGGCGGUGGUGGAGGAGGACAAGGAAGCGGUAGAGGCAGCGGUGGCGGUGGUGGAGGAGGUGGUGGUGGUGGUGGUGGCAAUGGUGAAUGCAAGGGCAAAUGCGGAAGGAACAAACAUGGAGGUGCUUGAAAUUCAUGCUUGCUUGCUUGCUUUCUAUGUUUCUACUCGUUUAUUGCUAUACAUUUCAAUUUAUCAGUCAUAGCUUUUAUUAUAUUGAGGAAGUGAUUUUGAGAGUUUUGUGUUGAUUAAAUAAUCAGUGUGAAGUUUUAUUUUACCUAUAUACUAAGAGUUGUAUUAUGAAUAAUUUGAGAAAUUGUUGGAGCUAAUGUUCAUGAGAUCAAUUCUGAAAUGUAAGGUUUGGAUUCUGUA
Messenger RNA from Dioscorea cayenensis subsp. rotundata (Guinea yam), 951 nucleotides. Its product is annotated as putative glycine-rich cell wall structural protein 1. The coding region runs from base 1 to 711 and encodes 236 amino acids. The transcript is spliced from 2 exons. Lineage: Eukaryota; Viridiplantae; Streptophyta; Magnoliopsida; Dioscoreales; Dioscoreaceae. The record is from RefSeq and is a predicted model, not a curated record.